Rhodamnia argentea is the source of this 1389-nucleotide messenger RNA. Its product is annotated as NADPH-dependent aldo-keto reductase, chloroplastic-like. The coding region runs from base 208 to 1155 and encodes 315 amino acids. The transcript is spliced from 7 exons. Gene Ontology annotation, cellular component: cytosol. Lineage: Eukaryota; Viridiplantae; Streptophyta; Magnoliopsida; Myrtales; Myrtaceae. The record is from RefSeq and is a predicted model, not a curated record. Gene Ontology annotation, molecular function: aldose reductase (NADPH) activity.
CCCGCAAGUCAAAGAAAGAUUCGGCGAUCCGACCGGGGAGUGUCGUAUGUUUCUUGAAUUUGGCCUUUUAUGGCCGGCCCAUUACUAUAAAUUAUUCCCCUGGUUCGAUGCCAUUCGAAAUUCUUCCUAGUCUCGUAUUAUUACUGUCAUUCCCCCACAAACCCUGAGCGGGACUGAGUGAGUCCGAAGCUCGUGUUUUCCAGAAAAAUGGCGAAGGCGAUUCGUUUCUUCGAGCUCAACACCGGGGCCAAGAUCCCCUCCGUCGGGUUGGGCACCUGGCAGUCCGAUCCCGGCGUCGUCGCCGACGCCGUCACCACCGCCAUCAAGGUUGGGUACAGGCAUAUUGAUUGUGCUCAAGCUUAUAACAACGAGAAGGAGGUUGGUACUGCUCUCCAGAAAUUGUUCAGCGACGGUGUGGUGAAGCGUGAGGAUUUGUGGAUCACUUCCAAGCUAUGGUGUGCCGAUCACGCACCAGAAGAUGUUCCCAAGGCAUUAGACAGAACCUUGGAGAACUUGCAGCUCGAGUACCUGGAUCUUUACCUGAUUCACUGGCCUGUGAGCAUGAGGAAGGGCUCGGUCGGCUUCAAGCCUGAAAACCUUACCCAGCCGGACAUACCCAGUACGUGGAAAGCGAUGGAGGCACUAUACCAUUCUGGCAAGGCUCGAGCCAUUGGAGUGAGCAACUUCUCCUCAAAGAAGCUCGGCGAUUUGCUGGACAUCGCGGGAGUCCCUCCUGCUGUCAACCAAGUGGAAUGCCACCCGUAUUGGCAGCAAGGGAAGCUGCACGAGUUUUGCAAAUCCAGGGGUGUACAUUUAUCAGGUUAUUCGCCAUUAGGUUCCCCGGGCACGGGAUCUAUCAAGAGUGAUAUCCUCAAGAAUCCAGUUAUCACUACCAUAGCAGAGAAACUGGGCAAGACUCCGGCGAGGGUGGCACUUCGUUGGGGACUCCAAAUGGGCCACAGUGUGCUUCCCAAGAGCACAAACGAAUCAAGAAUCAAGGAAAACCUCGAUGUCUUCGACUGGUCCAUACCCGAUGACUUGCUCUGCAAGUUUUCCGAAAUACCUCAGACGAAACUAAUCAAGGGCACUGGCUUUGUGCAUGAGACUCUGGGUGCAUAUAAGACGGUCGAAGAACUUUGGGACGGCGAGCUUUGAAUGGACAUGAGCAACCAUCUGAAGCAUGAGAGCCGCUGUUCUUGUCAAUAACUUACCUUCCGUUUACUUUCGUGUUAGCUGCUUAGGCCUAUGAAUCCGGCGAAACAUAAAUUCGAACGUAUUAUUAGCCUUUUAGCUCAUCGAUCAGCGCAACUGCGGUUGAAGAUGCGUGAAAGGCGCAAUUGUUUGCGUGUAUUCUCGUCUGAUAAUACUAUGAUGGAGUCGUAUUCGAAA